AUGUUUUGCGACGUGUGCAAGGAGGGCAUCGAAGAGAUAUGGGAUCCCAGCCGCACCAAGCGUGUGGGCAAGUUCAAAGAAUUGGAGGCACAGUGGGGGAGCAGCAAGGAGCCAAGAGAUGGUUUCGCAAAGUAUUGGUCAUCUCUCCCUGAAGACAGGGAUAAUUUUGCCGAACUUGACCCCUCUGAAUGCUUAUUCAUUCAUCACAAGACUGCGGCGUCUUUUAUGGCCUCGGUGCAUGAUGGGUGUGCCAUGUGCAACUAUUUCUAUAGGUGGGGUAAUAUCGACAUACCGAGCUCGCUUCAAGAAGAGGAGGAAAAUUCCGGGUGCUGUUUCUCAGUCUUCAGUAUGGAUAUAGAUUGGGAAUACCACUUCUUGUCGAUACAAAUUUUGGCCAAGACGGAUCGUCGUACGGGUUCUACGAUCAAAGUUGUAGAUAUCAAAGCUGAUCGGAACAUAAAUUUCGAGUAUGAAGCAUCAACCAACAGCGCUACCAGACUUAGCGACAUCCUAUCGACCUACUCGUCUAUUGCAAAUGAAUGA
Molecule: messenger RNA, 543 nt
Organism: Colletotrichum siamense
Lineage: Eukaryota; Fungi; Ascomycota; Sordariomycetes; Glomerellales; Glomerellaceae
Exons: 4
Coding region: 1-543 (180 amino acids)
Source: RefSeq, a predicted model, not a curated record